AUGACUCCCAAAGUCCUCAUCGUCCUCACUUCCCAUGGCAAGAUCGACGCCACUGGUAACCCAACCGGCUGGUACUUGCCCGAAUUCGCCCAUCCCCACGAAGUCCUCAAAAACAAAGUCUCCCUUACAAUCGCCUCGCCAAAGGGCGGCGAGGCACCCCUGGAUCCAGCUUCAGUGAAGAUGUUCGAAUCAGACGCCGUGUCCCAGACCUUCCUGAAAGAGCAGAGGGCCCUGUGGGAGAACACGCACAAGCUGGAGGAUAUGCUCCCACGCGUCGGCGAGUUCGAUGCUAUCUUCUAUGUUGGUGGACAUGGACCAAUGUUCGACCUAACAACCUCCAAAACCAGCCUCUCCCUAAUCGCAGCCUUCGCUGCCUCUAACAAACCAGUAGCAGCAGUCUGCCACGGACCAUGCGUCCUCCUAAACGCAACCGCCCCCUCCGGCGAACGCCUCAUCUCCGGCGUGACGGUGACAGGCUUCUCGAAUGAUGAGGAGGAUGCGGUGGGUGCAUCGUCUGUUAUGCCCUUUAUGCUGGAGACGGAGCUUGGGAAGGUUUCUGGUGGGAAGUAUGUUAAGGCUGCUGAGCCUUGGGAGGAGAAGGUUGUUGUUGGGAAGGCCGCUGGUACUGGGAGUGUACUUAUUACUGGGCAGAAUCCGGCUUCGGCUGGGAAGGUUGGGGAGGAGAUUUUGAGGGCUUUGGGGCUUUGA
Messenger RNA from Penicillium canescens, 708 nucleotides. Its product is annotated as ThiJ/PfpI family protein. The record is from RefSeq and is a predicted model, not a curated record. Bases 1 to 708 code for a protein of 235 amino acids. NCBI's taxonomy places the organism in Eukaryota, Fungi, Ascomycota, Eurotiomycetes, Eurotiales, Aspergillaceae. The transcript has 3 exons. Gene Ontology annotation, molecular function: glyoxalase III activity.